Pelobates fuscus (common spadefoot toad) is the source of this 4132-nucleotide messenger RNA. It is a transcript of the gene FGD3, whose product is annotated as FYVE, RhoGEF and PH domain containing 3. Gene Ontology annotation, cellular component: cytoplasm. The transcript has 19 exons. Lineage: Eukaryota; Metazoa; Chordata; Amphibia; Anura; Pelobatidae. Gene Ontology annotation, molecular function: guanyl-nucleotide exchange factor activity; metal ion binding. Gene Ontology annotation, biological process: cytoskeleton organization; filopodium assembly. Bases 203 to 2875 code for a protein of 890 amino acids. The record is from RefSeq and is a predicted model, not a curated record.
UGUCAGUCUCACGCUCAGCUCUGAGAUGUGUAUGCUGCACUCACUGCUCCUGCCUCAUCCUCCCUCACAGGCAAAAUGCUACUGGGAAUGUAAAGGGUCAUAUUUGGAUUCUUUUUGGUUUUAAAGGCAGCUUCUUUUCGUGCCUCCAACCUCCAAUCUGGAAGCCCAGCCAAUAAAUUCUCUCAUACUGAGGGAUUGAAGGAUGAGCACCAUGACUGGGAACAGGUCCAACAAUCAAACAGGGGCAGAUGGUUUCUGUUGUUCCACUAUACAAUUUAAAUGUCACAUUGAUUCAAAUUCUUGUGGGAAGCUGCCACCCGGCAUCCCAGUAAAAUGUGCGCAGCAAACUGGAAGGAAAUGGAAGAGCAAGCCCCUACCAGCCCGAAAGCCGGCUUCAGAGAAACCACAAGUACCUCCUAAACCAGCUCAUCUUAAAGCUGGAGUUCAAAACAGAGCCACCCAGCCCAUUCCCCCAGCACCCAACAGGCCUCUGCCAUCGAUUCCCAAAGCUACCAGACGCCCCGGAAACCGGGAACGGAAUAAACCUGAGAUAUCUGACAUCAGCAUUCUCAUUGAGAAAUUUGAACGUAUUAGGCAACCUGUGAAACAAAAUAAUCAAAAGUUCAGUCUUAAUAUGGAACUGGGAUCCAACAGUCCAAAAUGUCCUCGUAUUUCUCAUAAAAUUUCAGCCAUUGAAUGCGGAAACUCUACAGAUGAUCAGGUCGUACCUAAGGAUAAUGUACCAUCUAUUUCCCACAAUUCAACACUAUCUUAUUGUGAUGCUCUUAAAUUCAAAGAAUUAAACAUAUCGGAUAUAAAAAACGGCGGGGAAAGUACAGAUGUGAGUCUGACCGAAGAAACGGGUAGAGAUAACGGGAAUGAAGACUUAACUAUGGAUCCAAAUGACAAUGGCAAAAUUCCCAACCGAGACAGCGGUAUUGACAGCCCAUCAUGUAGCGUGGUAGGAGAGGUGUUUCCCAAUGACGACAUUGUAGAAUCAAAAAAACUUGCUUUAUCUGUUAACAUGAUUGAACUUGGAGAUGACAAAAAGGACAUUGUGGACCAAAAGCAAGACUUUACUCAGGAUGAAGACAGUGAUAUGGAUGAAGGUAGCAGCGAGGAACAUGACUCAAUAGACAUGCCAAAGACUGAAGUUACAGAUUCCAUCAAGUGCACAGAGCCACAGAAACUGUUCAAUAUCGCCAGUGAGCUACUUCACACAGAGGAAGCAUACGUUAAAAGGCUACAUCUGCUUGACCAGGUAUUCUGCACCAAGUUGGUGGCUGCUGGUAUCCCGACUGAAGUGACAACUGGAAUAUUCUCCAAUAUUUCAUCAAUCUAUUGCUUUCACUGUCAGUUUCUACUUCCGGAACUGAAAACUCGAAUAACCCAAGAAUGGGAUACAAAUCCGCGGCUUGGGGACAUCCUUCAAAAGCUGGCUCCAUUCCUAAAGAUGUAUGGGGAGUAUGUAAAGAAUUUUGAUAAAGCUAUGGAAAUGGUGAAUUCCUGGACACAGCGCUCAUCGGUCUUUAAAGAAGUCAUUCAAACAAUACAGAAGGACGAUGUUUGUGGUAAUCUGACAUUACAACAUCACAUGCUUGAACCAGUACAAAGGAUUCCUCGAUACGAGCUGCUUCUCAAAGACUAUCUGAAGAAACUGCCGGAGGACUCCCCAGAUAGGAAGGAUUCAGAAAAGUCCCUGGAGCUUAUAUCCACUGCAGCAAAUCAUUCAAACGCAGCCAUUCGAAAGAUGGAAAAGAUGCACAAAUUAUUAGAAGUUUAUGAACGGCUUGGAGGAGAAGAAGACAUUGUUAAUCCUGCCAAUGAACUUAUUAAAGAAGGAAAUAUACAGAAAUUAUCAGCAAAAAAUGGAGCAACUCAGGAUAGGUAUUUAUAUUUGUUUAACAGUAUGUUGCUGUAUUGUGUGCCUAAAUUACGACUCAUGGGACAAAAGUUCAGCGUUCGUGAAAAAAUUGAUAUUGCAGGACUUCAGGUCCAGGAAAUUAUCAAGCAAAAUACCUCUCACACAUUUUUGAUAGUAGGGAAAAAGCGAUCAUUGGAGCUACAAGCCAGGACAGAGGAAGAAAAGAAAGAGUGGAUCCAGGUUAUCCAGGCAACAAUAGAAAAACACAAACAGAACAGCGAGACGUUUAGAGCAUUUAACAGUUCGUUUUCCAGGGAAGACGAACAUUGUCCUGAUUCACCUGUGGCAGGUUCAUAUGAGUCCAUACAAGGAUCAGAUGGUUGCAGCUCACCAGGAGGGCCGGACUCUUUGAGAAAAUCUACCAAAAUAAAGAAUUGCAAAGGCUGCGGUGAAAGUUUUAACUCCAUAACAAAGAGGAGGCACCAUUGUAAGCAGUGCUCAGCGGUCAUUUGUGCAAAAUGUUCCGAAUUCAAGCUCAUCCCAGAAAACGGUCGGCACAAUCGGGUUUGUAAAGAAUGUUUCCCAUUGGCAGCUGUUGGCCCAGAAGUCGCUGGUGAGCAAAAGAAAAAAACAAAUCUCGAGAAGAGGAAUUCAUUGUCGCCAGAAAAUUGUGUGUUCAGCAGCAACCUGCUUUUCCUAGAGAAGGGAAAGACAUGGAACAAGGUGUGGGUUUGCAUACCCAAAAAUGAGCCGCUCGUUAUGUUUCUUCAAAGUUGCAGUCAGGAUGGGAAAAUGCUUCGUGCCAUACCACUGCCAGGGUACGAAGUGAGUUUGCCAACUCCUGGAGACAAGGUGGACUUAAAACAUAUCUUUAAAUUGGUCCAGUCCCAGCAGACUCUGUUCUUCAGUGCAGAGGAUGAAGAAUUGCUCACGAAAUGGAAAGGAAUUCUUAGCUGCGCUUCGAAAGGAGAUGUGGCUGAUUAUACGGAAGACUUGGAAAAUGCCCAGUGAUUUGAUCCCAUUUCUUCCUCUUUCUUUAAAGACUUCAAGUGUCCUCUGAAACUUCAGGACCGUGGCACCUUGAGAUCACAUUGCUUGCUGUAUGUUCAUGUGUCUGCGUUUCAGUGCAGUUUCUAAUUGUCCAUUUUCAUAUCUGUGUUUGUUUCUAUGUGCAUUGAGAUGUAGUAUGUAUUGAUGCCUCAAGACAGAGUUUGUGUUUUUGUUUUUUUUCCUAGACGGGUCAUGACAUUAGAAGUUACAAUAUAAGGUUUAUCAGACUACUGGUUUUGUAUAUGUGUAUUUAAAAAAAAAAGGAAAAAAAAAAAAAAAGUUUUUCUAAUCCCCUAAUGCUGUUAAGUGAAAACUUGUAUAUGUGAAGAGUUAAUGUAUUCUGUGAUGGAACUGUAUACAGCCAGUAUGUUGUCUGUACUAUGCAGUUCCACAGUGAACUAUCACAUUCUGAAAUGUUAGCACAAGAACAGCAGUGACUAACCUUGGCACUAAGGCUGGCUGAGCAUUUUGGAAAUGUAGGCCACAAACAUCUGCAGUGCCAAGGUUAGCAAUCACUGCACUAUAAGGUAUUGUAAAGAGAUUGUGGCUGGCCACUGACUGUCCUUUCCCCUUUUCCUAUUGUCCAAGAGAAUUGCCUUUUUGUGAUACAGGUCUUACAUUGAAUAUUUCACUCCUGUUUUGGCAUGCCAAUAUAACCAUUGUAGGAAAAACAGCCUCUUUGUAAAGUGGAGUUACCAUUUUAAUCAUUACUAGUCCAUUUUACGUGGAGACUUAAACCCCUAUGAAACCGCAAGUUAAGCACCUUCAGCAUGUUUCAAUGGACGUAGAUAAGUUUUAUAAAGUGUCUAUAUUAAUCCCUUUGAGUGUCAGGUACGCAAAACGCGUUGCUCGCCUCUAAUGCUCAGAGGGUUAAAAACUGUUUUAGCACUGCUGGGAACUUUUAUAUUGUUAUUUCAGGUAAACCCAAUGUCAUCUGUUAUUUUAUUUAUGAUUUGUACAUAUUGUUAAAUACAUAUUUUCAGACAUUUAAAAAGAAAUGAGCUAAUAAAAUGUUUAGCACAGAGCAUAUGGAGGUAAUGUGUAAAAUUAUGUAAUGUGUGUCCUUUCCUGGUAUAUAGUACAAUGGUUGAUUUUUACUGUAACAUUCCUAUGGGUUACCUACAGUUAAACCAUUAAGCCAUCACAGUGUGUUUAUUAUUGAUAAAAAAGCACAUUUAUUGCCAAUAUGAAGAGAAUAAAAGUUGUCAGAUUUCAGUG